Xyrauchen texanus (razorback sucker) is the source of this 4907-nucleotide messenger RNA. RefSeq names its product C2H2-type zinc finger protein. Gene Ontology annotation, biological process: regulation of transcription by RNA polymerase II. The record is from RefSeq and is a predicted model, not a curated record. Gene Ontology annotation, cellular component: nucleus. Gene Ontology annotation, molecular function: RNA polymerase II transcription regulatory region sequence-specific DNA binding; DNA-binding transcription factor activity, RNA polymerase II-specific. Lineage: Eukaryota; Metazoa; Chordata; Actinopteri; Cypriniformes; Catostomidae. The transcript is spliced from 9 exons. Bases 345 to 2882 code for a protein of 845 amino acids.
UUUCAGCUGCUUUCACAGGAUUCUCAACACUGGAAUCAAAGACGUUCAGUAAAAGUAAUGUAAACUUGCGUUUAAAUCAGCUCUUCCUGUGGAGGUGAAAUGUGUAAUGUUCCUCCAGUUUACUGGACGAUAUAACAAGCGGUGUAUUAUGUGGAAUUGAAACUCCUUGAAAACAUGGACAUUGGACUCCCCAAACAAUCCGCGCAAAUGGGUGAGAGUUAUUACCCCAUAUCCAUUUAAGGGUGUUUCUUCAACUUCGGGCGUUUUAGCACUGUGGACUUCUUGGAGACAGAACUCCCCUCCCUCUGUCCUCCAUACGACUCUUGGUCCCUCCUAUACGCCUGAUGUCUGCUUUCAUGUGGAGAAUUGUGCAGCAAAUGGAUGUCAUGCAAUAUGGGAUGCUGGCAGAUUUUGUUUCAUUGGUGUCAGAGACCGUUCCAGAACUAGUUAGUCGUAGACAAGGAGUUGAGCUUAUUCUGGGAUUGCGCGCAAGGCUCAUAUUGAAGUUGUGUGAAAGUGAUGACCCUGACGACAUGCUCGCCAUCCAGCCACACCUCAACAGCAUUCAGCUCGUGGAUAACACUGCAGUGGGAGAUGCAGGUGUUUGUUUUGUGGAGCUGGUCCAAAGACUCAUUAAAGAUGUGGAUGAGAGGCUGCAUUUCUUUCAGCAUGUGUUUCCAGUGGAUUUUGGCACUGACUUUGACUCAGCCAUUCAGGUUCUGAUGUGGCAUUUCCUGUCCAGGCUGGCGAACUUACUUCCAGUCCCUGACCUCCAACAGACUUUAGCUUGGCUUGACCUCACGUUGCCUGUUUCUAAAAAUUGUGAGGAGUUCAUGAGUCAGUCAGAUCAUCUGAAAUCACUCCUUGACCACCACAAGAACCUCGGACAUUUAGAAACCAACACUUCACAUCAGCCCUUAAGUGUAGGAAGUUGCAUCCUGUCCACACUCUCUGGUAAACCAAUUGACAUCCCUCAGCACGGUGUAGGUCACGUUCAGAUUUUUAGACAGACUUCAGACCACUUUGAGGAAAGUGCCAUGGAGACAGUCGAAGGGGUGUCUGAAUGGACAGAGACUCAAGUAGGAAAUGUUCAGGAUGGAGAGCAGUUACCUCUCGUCACAGGUUCUGGGCAGAAGAGGGAAGUCAAAUCUGACUGUAAUUUGGAUGAUACUGUGCUAACACUUCAAAAAGACCAUAGAUCCGAAGAUGAGGCAGAGAUGGUGGUUUCAGAGAAAUCAGACUCUAAUGCUGAGCAGUCAGAAAUCCUCUCUCCACGUAGCCCCUCUUUGGCUACUCAAUCAGUGACUGAGAAAAAUACUGUACCAAAAAUACCUUUGGACACACGCAGAUCUGCACGGAAGCCUAAGACCACAUGGAAGAUUAAAAUAGUGAACCUUCAAAAGCACAAGAGAAAGUCAGCAACUCCUAAAAGAAUGUAUGCAAGAAACCUCCAGAAUCAAGCCGAGUUAGAUCCUGUUCCCUCAAACAAGGAUGUCAUCAAAGGCUUUGACGAGUCUGAUUUUACUUCAGAUGAAAGGAACAGAGAUGGAUCCUCUCAAAGCUUCUCAUGCUUGCAAUGCCUGUUCAGUUACUCUAAGGAAGAAAACCUCAGGAGUCAUAUAAAGGAAGUCCACUCAACUGAGGUUAAGGGGAGUGAUGAUGGUGCGGAGGCUGCAGUUGAUCCAUUGUUGCCUAACAGCUGCCACAUUUGUGGUAAAAGCUACCGGUUCCCAUACUUAUUGAAGGCCCAUCAGCGCACCCACACAGGGGAGCGUCCUUUUCUCUGUCCGGUGUCUGAUUGUAACCGUAGUUUCUCCCAUUCGCGAGCCCUGCGCCGCCAUCAACUCGUUCAUGCCUCCGAAGAUGCACAAACAAAAGAUUCUCUGCAGAAAAAAAAGAAAAAACCAAAAAAGAAAAAACCUCAGACCUACAACUGUCUGUACUGUGGAGAGACCUUUAGCUCCAUCGCAGCCAGGAGAGACCAUCACAAGACCCACCCUGAAGAUAAGGUGCAUCGCUGCAACUCCUGUGGGAAGCAGCUUAGCUGUCAGGCAGCUCUUAUUAGACACAAGCGUAUCCAUGAUGAAGAUCGACCCUAUAAGUGCACAGAAUGUAACUCUACCUUCAUCUGCUCAACCACCUACAAACGGCAUAUGUUGACCCACCAGCCUGAUAGACCCUUCCUUUGUACCUGUGGGAAGGGGUUCACGUAUAGGGGUGCUCUUUUGGCUCACCAGCGCAUACAUAUCCAAUCUGAGGACAGACCGUUCCGUUGCAUGGACUGUGGAAAGGGGUUUCUUUACCGUGGGGCUUUGGCGCAACACCAGAGGACCCACUCCAAAGAGAAACCCUUCCCUUGCGCACACUGUGGCGAGAAUAGUAAUACAGAGAAUUCUCUUUGUUUACACUCAACCGGCCAUACCACAGAGAAAAGUUACAAAUGCACCUUGUGUGAGAAGUCAUUCGCGUUCAAAGCCAGUCUGACUCGACAUAAACUUACACACACUGGAGAGAGGCCUUUUCUCUGUUCUGAAUGUGGAAAGGCCUUUUUUUCUAUUGGAGAGUUGCUCAAGCACCAGCGAUACCACACUGGGCACAAACCUUUCCAGUGCCCAGACUGUGAAAAGAGUUUCACUCAAGCCUGCUACUUGCAAGUCCACAUGAGGCACCACACAGGUGUACGCCCCUACUCCUGCUCCCAAUGCAAUAAGAGCUUCUUUAGUUCUUACCGCCUCAAGAGACACCUGCGGAUUCACACUGGAGAGAAACCCUUCCAGUGCUCUGAAUGCGGAAAAAGAUUUCGACAGUCGUAUAAUCUGAAGGUGCACCUACAGAUUCACCAAGAAAAGAAACCUGAAAGUAGGACAGUUAGUACCUUUUAGUACUAUUACAGGCAUUGUAAUUACUAAACGUGAAAGAGGAUCACAGUAUUACAAGGUUCAAGUGAUGACAUACUUUUGCUUUUUGGUUUUAUGUCUGUUCUCACUCAGAUGAGCAAUCAUUAUCAGUGCUCCAGAGUGCCAGAAUAAAAUAACAAAUUAAUAAAAACGGUGUUGUCGAUUUGAUCUGCAGAUUGCUAAAAAUUGCUGGGCUAAAUGCUAAGUGCCCCCAAAGCAAAUCAAAACAAAAGUAUGAGUGUAUAAAAAUACAUAUGCCUAAAACACCUUUUUGCGCCAAUUUGACGCUCACGAACAUACAAUAAGGCGCUUUCGGUUGGGAUAAAUAUUUUAGUUGGUCAAAAACAGCAUGGUUUGAUUAUUUUUCUUAAUACUGCAGAUUUACAUACAACAAGUAUAUCACAACAAGUUAUGUUUGUUUUGUAUAAACUUUUAAACUACUUGGGGCGGGAAAAGACAAUUUGGGUUGCCGGAGACAAGGGUCAAAAUAGAUAAGUUUCAGACCCCACACUGAAAGACAUUGUAUAAUUCCCAAAUAGUAUCUUCUCUUUUACGUUAAACGUGUCCUGUUUAUUGGAACAAUUUAUAGCAUAGUAAGUCAGUUAUUUAAACAUUUGUUAAAGAAAGAUAACCAAAAUUAUCAUGUAAAAACGGAGUAAUAACCUUCGUUCGUGUCCUCUGCAAUGUGUGUUCUGUCCGCCAGAUGUCACCAGCACAAUGCCAUUUACACGUGUUCAAGGUGCAGUUUUCAUCAUCUCCAGUCGCUUUUAAUAAUGCGACAGACAGAAGGGAACAGGUAUGACAACAUUGUUUCAGCACUGUGAAAAUAUUUUUAAGAUGAGUAACAAGGAUACAGCAAUUGAGUUUAUAAAGUGCGUGAUGUUGCCCAGCACUUUAUAUUUGAAUAUUACUCAGACUAAUAUAGGCUUUAUUCUCAAUUUGACCUCAGCAAGAACAAAUUGCUGAAAAUUUCAAUACAACAUCCACACACAACUGGCAGGAGUGUAUUACAUUGUGCACACCAAAGAAUCACAGACCGAGAAAAUGUUGCAUUUAUUCAUGUUUUAACCUAGAAUCGCUUGAGACAAUAAUAAGAAAUAAUGUAAACAUUUUCAAGGAUGGCCUUUGAAACAUGUUGAAAUAUAGUUUGUUUUCAUCAAAUUAGGAAAGGUCAUAAACUCAUAAUACCAGCCUGAUUUUUACAUGCAGAAAUUUUAGUUGGUAAUGGCAUCUCUCAGACUUUAAAUAGAAUAUAAGGGUGAGUUUGCCAUAAAAAAAUACAAUAAAACAAUGAGUGCAUAUUAAUACAUUUGUUUCCACAAUUCAACAUGUUUCUCUGUCCAUUUGUCUCUCUCCUUUCCCUUGAUUUCACAAGCAAAAUGCAAGCUGUCAUUAAUGGAGUCCCCUCACAGAGAAACAUACAAUCAAUACAGCUAUAUUAGAACACAAAGCAGCAAAGGGCAGACUCAUGUGGGUGGUUGUUUGGAGACCCUUGGCCCAUUCACUCUGUAUGUAAGUGUUUCCAGCUGGGAUGGCAGAGGGUGCCACCUGCCCAGCUGCUGUGCCCUGACCUUCCACAUACAGCAGGAGGGACAGAGUCAUUUAGUAAUGCCAGAGGCACACUCUGCUUUUAAAGAUCCAAAUGACUUUGAAAUUCUGAGUUGGUUUCUAAGAGGAAAAUGUACCUCUACAUCAGCUUUACAUUUACAGGCUGUUUGUGAAGGGUAUAAAUCACACUGAACGAUGGACUGCAGUGAAAACAUUUUAAGUAAACUCAGCCCGAGCAAGUAACAUGUCUGCAUAUAAAUGAGAAAUUUCUGUGGUUAGUUGAUGGAUAGGUUUGUCUGUUCUCAUUUAUUAGCAGUGUUGGUUGUAAUGCAUUACUAAGUAAUGAAUUACUGUAAUUAAAUGACUUUUUCAUAAAAAGUAAGGGAUUACUCUUAAUUCUCAAUAAUUUAAUUACAGUUACUUCUGAUGUAACUAUAGGACAAUUCUAUAUAAAAAACAACA